Molecule: messenger RNA, 651 nt
Organism: Acanthosepion pharaonis
Lineage: Eukaryota; Metazoa; Mollusca; Cephalopoda; Sepiida; Sepiidae
Source: the annotation of a GenBank genome assembly
AUGAUAUUUAAUUGUCUUUCUUUUUUUCUUUUGCAGACCUUUAUCUAUGUAUCUAUCUAUCUAGACCUUUAUCUAUGUAUCUAUCUAUCUAGACCUUUAUCUAUCUAUCUAGACCGUUAUCUAUCUAGACCGUUAUCUAUCUAUCUAGACCGUUAUCAUUCUGUCUAUCUAUCUAGACCGUUUUCUGUCUAUCUAUCUAGACCGUUAUCUGUCUAUCUAUCUAGACCGUUAUCUAUCUAUCUAGACCGUUAUCAUUCUAUCUCUCUAUCUAGACCGUUAUCUGUCUAUCUAUCUAGACCGUUAUCUGUCUAUCUAUCUAGACCGUUAUCUACCGUUAUCUAUCUAUCUAGACCGUUAUCUAUCUAUCUAUCUAGACCGUUAUCUAUCUAUCUAUCUAGACCACCUUUAUCUAUCUAUCUAUCUAGACCUUUAUCUAUCUAUCUAGACCUUUAUCUAUCUAUCUAUCUAGACCUUUAUCUAUCUAUCUAUCUAGACCUUUAUCUAUCUAUCUAUCUAGACCUUUAUCUAUCUAUCUAUCUAGACCUUUAUCUAUCUAUCUAUCUAUCUAUCUAUCUACGUCUUUAUCUAUGUAUCUAUCGAUCUGGAUCUUUAUCUUUGUAUCUAUCUAUCUUUAUCUAUUCAUGUGUGUAA